Cebus imitator (Panamanian white-faced capuchin) is the source of this 664-nucleotide messenger RNA. RefSeq names its product keratin-associated protein 2-1-like. The coding region runs from base 14 to 424 and encodes 136 amino acids. Lineage: Eukaryota; Metazoa; Chordata; Mammalia; Primates; Cebidae. The record is from RefSeq and is a predicted model, not a curated record. The transcript has a single exon. Gene Ontology annotation, cellular component: keratin filament.
CUCAGACACCACCAUGUGCGGCUCCUGCUGUGGACCCACCUUCUCCUCCCUGAGCUGCGGGGGAGGCUGCUGCCAGCCCUGCUGCUGCCAGCCCUGCUGCUGGCGCGACCCCUGCUGCUGCCGCCCCGUGACCUGCCAGACCACCGUGUGCCGCCCCGUGACCUGCGUGCCCCGCUGCACGCGCCCCAUCUGCGAGCCCUGCCGCCGCCCAGUGUGCUGCGACCCCUGCUGCCUGCAGGAAGGCUGCUGCCGCCCCAUCACCUGCUGCCCCACGUCGUGCACGUCUGUGGUCUGCAGGCCCUGCUGCUGGUCCACCACCUGCUGCCAGCCUGUGUCAGUGCAGUCCCCCUGCUGCCGGCCCCCCUGCGGCCAGCCUGCCCCUUGCAGCACCACCUGCAGGACCUGGUCCACCUCCUGCUGCUGAGCAGCCCAUUUUCAUGAAGGGUCCCUCAGUAGAUGACCAGGUCCAUCUUGCUGCCCCUCAGGGCUUCACUGCAGAACAAUACACGUUUCCUUGAGAAGCCCUUCCUCAUCUCUUCAUACUAGCUCACACUAUGCAUUGAAGACACCUUUUCAGACCAACUACAGCUGAAGAAAACUCUCUCUUCCUAGGACUCCAGUCUAACUCCCCUAUCAUGUUGUCUGCUUUCUAAUAAACUCAGUA